This is a messenger RNA of Clonostachys rhizophaga, 1812 nucleotides long. Lineage: Eukaryota; Fungi; Ascomycota; Sordariomycetes; Hypocreales; Bionectriaceae. The record is from the annotation of a GenBank genome assembly.
AUGAACACCCUCACCAUCUCGGCCUCCUUUGCUACCAGAAGCGGUGUUCGCUCUUGGACAUGCUCAACAUGCCGCAGCCAGCUACUGCAAAGUAAACCGAUCCGCCUCCCCAAUUCGAGACGGAGGUUCACGUCGGGACGUGGAUCUUCACAUGAAAAAGGCUCGGGUGGGAGGAAAUCAUCGCAACGGUUCCCACUAUAUGCCUCGACGGGUGCCACUGUGGCGGGCGUCACCGCGCUCGCAUUCACGGACGAGAUCAAGAGCGGCUAUGAAUCGGCAGAGCGUACGGGGAGAGUAGCAAUUGGCUUGGCGGUCUGCAUCAAUGAUUACCGCAGGACAUUGAAGAAGAGAGAAACAAUCGAAGACCCGGACGAGCGAGAGCGCAUUCUCAGCGCAUGCCAUCAACGGUGCGCACAUCGAACGCUCAAGGUUUUGGAAAAGAAUGGCGGUAUCUUUAUCAAGCUCGGCCAACACUUGAGUGCCAUGAACUACCUCCUUCCCACUGAAUGGACGACGACAUUUAUCCCCCUCCAAGACAAGUGCCCGGUCUCUCCUUUCCACUUGAUCCAAGACAUGUACCAGCAUGAUACCGGUGUCGACCUCUGGGACUACUUUUCCGAGUUCUCGACAGAUCCCAUAGGUGCGGCUUCGCUUGCGCAGGUGCACCUGGCGACGAUCAGAGAAACAGGUCGCAAAGUGGCUGUCAAGGUCCAGCAUCCGGAGCUGGAGGCUUUUGUACCUCUGGAUGUCGCUCUCACGAAAUACACGUUCUCAACCUUGAAACGGUUCUUCCCCGAGUAUGAUCUGGAAUGGCUCUCGUCCGAGGUAGAAGUAUCUUUGCCCAAGGAGCUUGACUUCCAAGAAGAAGCAAAGAAUGCUGCGAGAAUGCGGGCGCAUUUCGAUGCUCAUGCACCACAACUACCUCUGGUGAUCCCUGAAGUCCUCUGGGCCAAGAAACGAAUCCUCGUUAUGGCAUGUGAGUCUGGCAACCGCCCAGAUGAUCUGGAAUAUCUUGACCGCAAUGGUAUCGAUCGCGAUGAGGUUUCUGCGACCAUGGCUCGGAUUUUCAACGAGAUGAUUUUCGGAGAUGGCGCGCCACUGCACUGUGAUCCUCACGGCGGGAAUAUUGCCAUUCGCAAGAACACCUCUCGCCGGGGUCUCGGCCGUGGUCCCAACUUCGACAUUAUUCUCUAUGACCACGGCUUAUACCGUGAUAUCCCUCUGGAUCUCAGGCGUUCGUAUGCCAAGAUGUGGCUCUCUGUCAUUGACGGUGAUAUGAAAUCCAUGAGGAAAUACGCCCACGAGGUUGCGGGUAUCGAGGACAAGGACUUCCCCCUUUUUGCCUCGGCAAUCACUGGGCGAGACUACAGCGUCGUCAGCACUGAGGGCUCGAUUCUCAAAAACCGAAGUUCAAACGAGCAGAAGAGUAUGAGCUCCCAGCUCCAGGAAGGCCUCAUCGUCGACCUUGUCCAGCUCCUCGCGCGUGUCCCUCGAAUCAUCCUUCUUAUCCUAAAGACCAACGACCUCACUCGCAGUCUCGACGAAAACCUCCACACAAGCCAGGGACCUAUUCGAAGCUUCUUGAUUCUCGCCCGAUUCUGCACCCGCACCGUUUUCCUCGAGCAGGUGGAGAAGAUCCGCGAGCAGGGUUCGCUUCUCUGGCCACCACACGCUGCCCGACUGCUUGUGGCCUGGUUGGGGUACAUGAGGGUUGAGCUCAAGGUGGAGGCAUUUGAGCUAUGGCUUGGUAUUAAGAGGCUUCUUGGGCUACGUCGCGUGGAGUUUGGCGGUAGCCCUCUGGCAACUAACUAG